Molecule: messenger RNA, 450 nt
Organism: Thecamonas trahens ATCC 50062
Lineage: Eukaryota; Apusomonadida; Apusomonadidae
Exons: 2
Coding region: 103-450 (115 amino acids)
Biological process (GO): vesicle-mediated transport; protein transport
Cellular component (GO): intracellular membrane-bounded organelle
Source: RefSeq, a predicted model, not a curated record
AGAGGAUGAUUAAGUCCAUUCUCGUCAUCAACAUCCAUGGCAAGCCGCGCUUGACCAAGUUUUAUAACCGCAUCUCUGAAGAGGAGCAGCAGAAGCUGAUCAAUGAGUUCCAAGAUCAUCUACCGUAACUUUGCCACGCUCUUCUUCAUCUUUGUGGUUGACUCGUCCGAGUCGGACCUCGGUAUUCUCGACCUCAUCCACGCCUUUGUCGAGGCCCUCGACGCGUGCUUUGAGAACGUCUCGGAGCUGGACAUCAUCUUCCACGCAGACAGAGUCCACUACAUCCUGGACGAAAUGGUCAUGGGUGGCCUGGUCCUAGAAAUCAACCAGACCAUCGUGGCAGAGGCCAUCCGCGAGCAGAACGCCAUCGAGAAGCAGGAGGGCGCAGACCUCGGUUCGGGCGCGGGCACAAAGGUCAAGUCGCUCAUUUCCAAGAUGCGCCGCAACUGA